This is a messenger RNA of Cicer arietinum (chickpea), 468 nucleotides long. RefSeq names its product putative F-box protein At3g22650. NCBI's taxonomy places the organism in Eukaryota, Viridiplantae, Streptophyta, Magnoliopsida, Fabales, Fabaceae. The record is from RefSeq and is a predicted model, not a curated record.
AUGCGGAACCCAUCUACCGAAGAAAUCAAGUUCAUUCCUCCUAGUCUUAUUGAGUUUAUACCUUACCACAAUGUUAGGCCUAUUAUUUAUGGAUUUGGUCACGACAAUGUUAUGGAUGACUAUAAAGUAAUUCGACAUGUAGUAUUUGAUGAGCUAACUUACAUGGAUUGUGAAGAUCUUGAUUUGGACUCUAACGAUGUACCUUGGGACGAUAUAUCCUAUGAACCAUUGUCCGCGAUAUAUAGCCUCAGAAGCAACUCUUGGAGGAAAAUCAAAAUUGACGUUUCUUUGAAGUAUCCUUAUCCGAUUGUCCAAUUCUACAAUGAUGGAAUGUGUAAUUGGUGGUAUGCAAGUGAUAUGUACCUUCCAGAGACAUGUUUGAUGUCAUUUGACAUGAGUAACGAAGUGCUUUUUAAAACACUCGUCCCCUUAGACAAAGAUUAUAAUAUUGAUCUUAAUUGGGUAUAG